Pyrus x bretschneideri (Chinese white pear) is the source of this 4561-nucleotide messenger RNA. RefSeq lists its product as uncharacterized. Gene Ontology annotation, molecular function: ATP binding; protein binding; protein kinase activity. The coding region runs from base 214 to 4242 and encodes 1342 amino acids. Gene Ontology annotation, cellular component: cytoplasm. Lineage: Eukaryota; Viridiplantae; Streptophyta; Magnoliopsida; Rosales; Rosaceae. The transcript is spliced from 9 exons. Gene Ontology annotation, biological process: protein phosphorylation; signal transduction. The record is from RefSeq and is a predicted model, not a curated record.
AAACGAAGAAAGAGAAGAAAAAAAGUAAAAAAAAGGUGGGGGUCUUUGAGCUCACAGAGAGUUCAACUAUCAUCAUCAGAGAGGUCAUCACAGUGAGUGUUCAUGCUCUUGAUUGAUCGAUUGUUAGUGUUUUCGGAGGUUACUAGUUAAGGAUUGCUUUGUUGGAAGAAUGUUUGCUGUUGGCAAAGAUUGCAGUUGGCUACCCAUGGGAACAUGCCCACGUGUCAUAUUUACUGUUUUUUUGCUUGGAUGUUUAUCCAUGUGAAUUUAGACUGCAUGGAUAGAAAUCUGGGUAAAGGUACAAUGGAUCAACAUAAAAACUAUGAGCGUGUACGCUACAAUAAUGUUGAAGCUAGAAAUGACGGAAAUGGGUCAUCCAAUCAAAGGUACUUCCAGGAUCCAUCAAGUAAUGCGAAUACUAACAUGCGACCUCCAGAUUACAAUGUUGCUGUUGGAGCCAGGCCUGUGUUAAAUUACUCCAUUCAGACUGGUGAGGAAUUUGCUCUUGAAUUCAUGAGGGAAAGGGUGAACCCAAGGCAACAUUUAGCUUCUGGGGAUCCUAAUAGUGCUCCUAACUAUAUGGAUCUAAAAGGCAUACUGGGAAUUAGCCAUACAGGUUCAGAAAGUGGGUCUGAUACUUCGUUGCUGAACUCGGUAGAUAAAGGGCGUGCCCAGGAAUCCGAAAGAAAGGCAUCUUAUGCACAUGAAGAUAAGAGUUACUAUGAUUCGGUACAAUUACCACAAACCUCAUCAAGAAAUGACAGCAAUCGAGGACUUCAUUAUGCUUCUUCAGGAAUGUCUGAUAGCUCAGUGAGGAAAGUGAAGUUUCUCUGCAGCUUUGGUGGUAAAAUUUUGCCGCGUCCCAGUGAUGGAAGGCUUAGAUACGUUGGAGGUGAAACACGUAUUAUACGGUUAAACAGGGAUAUCUUUUGGCAGGAUCUGAUGCAGAAAAUGUUGACAAUUUAUGAUGAAACUCGGGCAAUAAAGUAUCAGCUUCCUGGUGAGGAUCUCGAUGCACUUGUUUCUGUUUCAUGUGAUGAAGAUCUGCAAAACAUGAUGGAUGAAUGCAAUGUGCUACAAGACGGGGGAUCACAGAAACCUAGGAUGUUCCUGUUUUCUCAUGUUGAUUUGGAGGACUCUCAGUAUGGUGUAGAAAGCAUGGACGGUGAUUCUGAGGUUCAGUAUGUAGUUGCUGUAAAUGGUAUUGACUUAGGUUCAAGAAAGAAUUCUAUUGCUUUGGCAAGUUCUUCAGGCAACAACUUGGAAGAGUUACUCAGUCUAAAUGUUGUAAGGGAGAGCACUCGAGCAGUGCCUGAUACAGCUAGUGCUGGCGCAGCACCCUCAGCACCAAAUGUGGCUUCCGCUAAUCAAUCUUCUCAAUCAGUACUUCCAGGUUCUUCAAGGGCUUAUGAAUCCAAUUCACAACCAUACCAGGGGCAGAAGGUGCAUAGUGUGGAAGCCAGACAGCAUCCAGUGUCAACUUUCCACCCUGUCCCUGGGAAAGAUGGUCUGACUCAUGUGCCUUCAUUGGUUCCAUUGCAAUAUGAUUCUGGUUCUCACCCUUCUCACUAUGCAACACCUGGAGGAAAUAUAGAUUCAAUGCCUGUAUACGGUCAAUCCACUCAACAGGGGGGAUUGAUUGAAGAGCAGCUAUAUGGUGGCAUGCAUGGGCAAGGUUCAGAAUUGCCCAUAAAGGAGAUGAAAUUGAAAAGAAACAGCUCUGCACAAAAGAUAAAUGAACCUGAGAAAAUUCGAUCCUCAGAGAAGGAAGCUCCACCAAAGGAAGCAAGAAUGAAGAGAGAGAGCUCUCUCCAGAAGAUAAAUGAAAGCAAUAAGCCUAGGAAUUUAGUAAAUGACAACACUGUUUCUCUACCUCCAUCUGACAGUUCAGUUCCCAAUCAUAUUUCUAGGGAUGAAGUUUCAGUUGCCAAUUCAGCUGCAGAGACAGGGUCACCUUUGUUGGCUACAAGAAGCAGCAAAAAGCUCCAGGAACCUCGACAAAAUCCAAUGACCUCUGAAGAUGUAAAUGAUGGGAAGAAGAUCAAUGAAGAUGACCGAUUUGACACGGCCAGUGGACUGUCUAAUCCUGGAUACGGUGGCUCUGAGGUUGAUUCUAGAUAUGGUGGCUCUGAGGUUGAUUCUAUGGACUUUAGCUACCUUGACCCGCCUGUGGCUCCUCAGCGUGUCUAUCAUUCUGAGCGGAUCCCCAGGGAACAAGCAGAAUUGAACCGUUUAUCAAAAUCUGGUGAUUCUUAUGGUUCCCAGUUUAUGGUAACUCAAGCACAGUCAGAUCACUCACUACCAAUCACGGACUCUUUGGAUAAAUUGCAUGGUGAGAAUGUCCCCUUGCAGUCUGAGCAGUCUGUGCAGCCUGGCUUACCUUCAAAACUAUUGCACGUUGAAGAUGGACUGGCACAAUUUGGAAAGUAUAAAGAAUUUGCUGAAAAUAUUAGUAAAAUGAGUUCUGAUGCUUAUCAUGAGGGGCUUGAGUCAAAGGUACAAAAAUCGGAUCAGGAAAUGGGCCGGCCAAAAGAUAACUACAAAGACCCCAGUAACAAAGAUAAAGAAGCGGCAGUGCUGACUCAACAAACUGCUGAUCCGGAAACAUUUGGGAAGCUUACACAUGAUUCUGCUUCAGUUCCACCAGAAUUUAAAUGGUCUGAGAUUGCUGGCGGUAAGGACAAUGAGAAUCAUGCCAAGGGUCAUGGACAACCAUUGGCUAGGGCAGAGAACCCCAGAGGUGUUGCUCAUGGGGAGUCUGCUGCUGGUGCUGGCACUCCUGAGCAGGGAGACAUUCUCAUUGAUAUUAAUGACCGCUUUCCGCGUGAUUUCCUGUCUGAUAUAUUUUCCAAAGCUACAAUCUCAGGGGAUCUUUCUGACCUUCCUCCACUUCCUGGCGAUGGUACUGGCUUGAGCUUGAACAUGGAGAAUCCCGAGCCUAAGCAUUGGUCAUAUUUCCGAAAUUUGGCUCAGAAUGAAUUUGUAAGAAAAGAUGUUUCCCUUAUGGAUCAGGACCAUCUGGGUUUCUCAUCCCCACCGACCGAUAUUGGAGCAGAGACUCCAGUAGAUUACAGCUUUCCACCUUUGAAGUCUGAUGGAGUUGUUUUUGGUCACACUGACUCCCAAAUAAAUUUUGAUGAAGAUAUUCGGCAAGGGUUGCCUGGUGUAGCUGGGCCAAAUGCCGUGAAUUUAGGUUCAGUUUACAAUCAUACGCCACUCAAGGGAAUUGAAAGUGAGCAGCUGGAUGGGGUAAAUCAUGGAGUAAGAGAAUCAGAGUAUGAGAAUGGUGAGCUAAAUGUUCAGAACACAGGUGUACCUCUUGUCGAUCUUUCUCUGGAAGAAUUUGAUAUUACUACUUUGCAGAUCAUAGAGAAUGAAGAUCUUGAAGAGCUUAGGGAAUUGGGUUCUGGCACAUUUGGAACUGUUUAUCAUGGAAAGUGGAGGGGAACAGAUGUGGCCAUUAAACGAAUAAAAAAGAGCUGUUUCACGGGGCGUUCAUCAGAGCAAGAAAGACUGACUAAUGAGUUCUGGCGCGAAGCUGAAAUUCUUUCGAAGCUUCACCAUCCGAAUGUGGUGGCGUUUUAUGGUGUUGUUCAGAAUGGACCAGGAGGAACACUAGCCACGGUGACAGAGUUCAUGGUGAAUGGCUCACUGAGGCAUGUUUUACUUAGCAAGGAAAGACAUCUUGAUCGUCGUAAGCGGCUCAUUAUUGCGAUGGAUGCAGCAUUUGGAAUGGAAUACCUACAUUCAAAAAACAUAGUGCACUUUGAUUUGAAAUGCGACAAUUUACUUGUAAAUUUGAAAGACCCUCAACGACCCAUUUGCAAGGUAGGAGACUUUGGCUUGUCAAAAAUCAAAAGAAACACCUUGGUUACUGGUGGUGUUAGGGGAACCCUACCAUGGAUGGCUCCGGAGCUUCUUAAUGGUAGCAGCAGUAAGGUUUCUGAAAAGGUUGAUGUAUUCUCCUUUGGUAUUGUCUUAUGGGAGAUUCUAACUGGUGAGGAGCCUUAUGCCAACAUGCAUUACGGAGCAAUCAUAGGAGGCAUUGUGAACAACACAUUGAGGCCACAUGUGCCACCCUAUUGUGAUCCUGAAUGGGAGUUGCUGAUGGAGCAAUGCUGGGCCGCCGAUCCUGUUGCUCGCCCAUCGUUUACCGAAAUAACCAAACGCUUGCAGGUGAUGACUGCAGCUUGCCGACCUACCAAACCACAGGUUCAACCACAGAACCAGGUCCCCAAGUAGCAGGGUUCCACGAUGAUCCCCUCGUUCAAUCUUGGCUUAGCACGAGAGCCGAUUACAAGAAAUUAUUUAUACUCCGUAUAGGUUGUGUGUAUUAUAUGACGACUGGGGAGAAGAAGGGCUCCCAGUGUAAUUGUGGAACGAACUUUUUUACAGAACGGAAUGAUUGUGUAUUUAGGUGCAUAAAAGGGAAGAACUGGGUUUUUAUGUAAAUCUUUUAUUUGUGUUCAUAGUGAUGCACGAACUUUUAUUUUUCAAAUUUCAAUGAAAUGAAUGAAAAAAAAAAAAAAAAAAGCUGUGAAAGGCAAUUGUUUCAUGAUCA